UGUCAUUCGUUCGUAACGCCCCGAAAGAGUUCACCUUGAAUAGCAAACUGCAACUGGGAGUGAAAACACCACAUUCAAUCGUCAUCAUGAAGGCCGUGCUGUUGUUUCUCGUCGUAAUAUUCCUGACACUCGUGUCCGGACAAACGGACUGCGUUCGGGACGACACCGACGGACAGCCGCUCUGCAAUGCAGCGGAAGUGCCACUGCAGUUCUGGCGCAACAACUGGGACCCAACCGCGUACUGGGAGUGCACAACCACCGGAACUGCUGCCACCUACCGUCGUUGCCCGACCGAGGGCAUGUUCGACUCCGCCACGCGAACGUGCAUCAACUGGUUCAAUUGGGAGUGGACUCCGACCUGUAAGCCGCCGAGCCGCGUUUAA
Messenger RNA from Anopheles bellator, 383 nucleotides. RefSeq lists its product as uncharacterized. The record is from RefSeq and is a predicted model, not a curated record. Gene Ontology annotation, molecular function: chitin binding. The transcript has 2 exons. Lineage: Eukaryota; Metazoa; Arthropoda; Insecta; Diptera; Culicidae. The coding region runs from base 87 to 383 and encodes 98 amino acids.